AUGGAAUAUAAUGUCUGUUUCUUCCCAGGGUUUUUGUUUCGAGUGUGUGACCGACUGGGUUGGAAAUGGAGUUCAAAAUAACAAGAUGACGAGGAUCGCAAAUAUUUUUGGCGUUCGUAGUCUUAACUGUACGGGUGUAUUUUCUACGCUUGUGUGUGCGCAUGCAUCCGAUGCGUCAAAGAUGGCCUUCUACGACAGCGGAGCUGAAAUACAGAGCUCUACGAAAGUGGGAGAACUUCGUAUCAUAUAUGUGUUCUGUCUGAUACUAUAUCGACCUGCGUGGAGUGUGGAAUGAUGGGUGUGCCAGAAAGAAAUCCUUAGGUAUGGAGACGGGCCCAGAAUUGUGAACGGUUGCUGCAAGCUGGCCUGCAAAUCCUGCCCGUUGGUGUCGCUUUUGGUGACUCUAGUUUGUCCAAGAAUCCAUGAAACGGAGACGUCAGUUUCUGAUAGUCUAUGGAGUGCCGUCAUCCCCUCUCUCCCAUCCUGUGUUUCCAUCGUAGAUUCUUCGUUGUGCAGUGACAAGUCCGAUAGUCGGUUGCCGCACUUGGGUUCCGCCGUCACUUCGUGUCUGUCUUCGUCUGUUUCGAAAACAUGCAAGCUAAGAAAAAACGGAUUCUUCCAUGAGAUGAGUUGGAUCAAGAAAAAAGUACAGGAGUCCAGGGAGGCCGAAUUCAAGGAACUAGGGCGCUCAACAUAACGGGCAACAGAAGUAUUUACUCCAAACGCUGGAAACAACCGGUGGCUCUCUGGCCCUGGCAAAAGUGCAAAGCCCAAUAAUUGCCUCACCAGCUUUUGCUGGACUUCUUGUCCCAGCUUUGGCGGUUGAAAAAGUAAAGAGAUGGCUGGGCAGGACUCCUCUGCGUCAGGGGGCGGCCUAGCCGUCGCUCCGUCUCGGCGGGAUGCCGUCUCUUGUGAAAACGAGGAAAUGGACCACUUUUUUCAGUUGGAUUAUCUUCUUGGAGUAGUAUUCCACAGUAAAGCCGCGCGAAAGAUCCAAACGGUGGGCAGACGGUGGAGCCCCGUCGUGGAGGUGGCUGCUCUUCUUGUCAUUUUCGUUCUGUGUUUCUGCAUUCGGCAAUUUGCCGUCAUUCGUUAUGAGUCCGUCAUCCACGAAUUUGACCCCUACUUCAAUUACCGAACAACGACAUAUCUCGCCAAGGAAGGGUUCUACGAGUUCUGGAACUGGUUUGACCACGAAACCUGGUACCCUCUUGGUCGCGUUGUCGGGCAGACCCUGUUUCCUGGACUGAUGUCUACAUCGAAACUUGUGUACGACUUCGCGCACGCUAUUGGGUUUCCGGUGGACAUUCCGGGCGUCUGCGUCUUCCUUGCUCCUUUCUUUUCUGGCCUCACCGCUGUAGCCACUUACUAUCUCACCAAACAGGCGAGUGGGUCUGCAGGCGCUGGUCUCUUUGCUGCCUUGUUUGCUGGAAUUUCUCCGUCGUACAUGUCCCGGUCUGUCGCCGGCUCCUACGACAACGAAGCGGUGGCCAUCUUUGCCAUGGUGAAUGCGUUUUUCUUGUGGAUUCGUGCCCUGGACAAAGGCACCAUGUUCUCUGCUCUUCUCGCUGCACUCGGCACGCUGUACAUGGUAGUGACCUGGGGCGGCUAUGUGUUUGUUAUCAACACUGUCGCAGUGCACAUGGUUGCCCUUGCGGUUUUGGGGCGUGUCACAGCGCGCCACGUCGUUGUUUACAAUGUCUUUUAUGUGCUAAUGAUAAUCAUGUGCCUGAAUGUACCCUUCGUCAACUUCGCUGCCGUCUCGAGCUCGGAGCACAUGGCCUGUCACGGUGUCUUCAUCAUGGUUAAUGCCUUGGCCGCCUCCUGGCUUGUGAAAGACCUCCUGCCUGCGGAGGCCAUCAAAAGACUCCUCAAACUUCUAGUUCUCGGUCUCCUGGCUAUCUUGCUCGUCGUCUUCGUCUGGCUCACAGCAACGGGUCGUACUUCCUGGUCUGCGCGUUCACUCACCCUGCUGGACCCGACGUACGCCACAAAAUACUUACCUAUUAUAGCGUCCGUCUCCGAGCAUCAACCCGCAACUUGGGCAACGUAUGUCUUCGAUCUUCACGUUGCCACGCUUCUCGCUCCUUUGGGUCUCAUCGUCUGCCUUCGGAAGCCGACGGACGGAUCGCUCUUUGCAGGCAUCUACGGCGUCCUUGCCGCCUACUUCUCAGGUAUUAUGGUUCGGCUGAUGCUGGUUCUUUCUCCAGCAGCAGCUGUGUUGGCAGGCAUUGGGGCGUCACGAUUCGUCAGUAGUCUGAUGUCGUACCUCAGGCUUCCAACGGCGGCGAAGAAAUUCGCCAUUCCUGUUUUCAAAAACAUGGGAAGGAAAGUGUCCGAGCGCGUGGCCGUCCCCAUUUCUUUCGCGACAUUCGUCCUUAUUGUUUUUGCUUGGAUCACUACAAUGUACGUCAACCAUUGCACAUGGACAGGAUCCGCCAUAUAUUCUCACCCCAGCAUAGUUCUGAGUGCAAAACUUCGCGACGGAGGACGUCUCAUCCAGGAUGACUUCAGAGAAGCUUAUUAUUGGAUUCGUCAGAACACACAUCCUCGAGCAAGAAUAAUGUCGUGGUGGGACUACGGAUAUCAAGCCACAGCCAUGGGGAACAGGACAGUUUUGGUGGACAAUAAUACCUGGAAUAAUACGCACAUCGCAACAGUUGGACUGGCUUUAUCGUCAAAUGAGGAAAAGGCGUACAAAAUUAUGCAAGAACUCGAUGUUGACUACGUUUUCGUUGUCUUUGGCGGAGUCGCCAGAUACCAUAGCGACGAUUUGAACAAAUUCCUUUGGAUAAUCCGGAUUACGUCGGGCGUGUACCCUGCUAUACAGCAGUCAGACUUUCUUAGUAGGCGCGGAAUGUACACUGUCAGCAAGGACGCCCCGAAGGCAUUGGUCGACAGUCUUAUGUAUAAGCUGUCGUACCACCGGUUUGCGAACGUAACCGGCGGAUUUGAUUUCGCUCGAAAUGUGGAGGUCGGCCACAAGGACAUCACGUUGCAUUAUUUCGAGGAAGCUUACACAACGGAGAAUUGGCUUGUCCGCAUUUACAAAGUCAAAAGGCCAGAGAGUCGUCAUGUCCUUGUUCGCGGCAGCCGGUGACACGGUGCUGUGUCAGCAGGACGUGCUGUCCCUCCGUAGUGAACACUGUUCUGCAAGGAUGUUGCAAGCUCUCUCACUGUCAGGCACUCUGUUGCUGCUUGAUUUCUUUGUAAAGUUUGUCGUGGUGCUGUUUGACUUCUUCAACCUCCGCGUCUGAGAAUGAA
Molecule: messenger RNA, 3264 nt
Organism: Toxoplasma gondii ME49
Lineage: Eukaryota; Apicomplexa; Conoidasida; Eucoccidiorida; Sarcocystidae
Product: oligosaccharyl transferase stt3 protein, putative
Exons: 13
Coding region: 839-3100 (753 amino acids)
Cellular component (GO): membrane
Molecular function (GO): oligosaccharyl transferase activity
Source: RefSeq, a predicted model, not a curated record